UGGACCUAAAUAUUUUGAAGUUUUGUUAUACUUAAAAAAAUUCUUAAAAAUAACAUAUUAGACAAAAACGAUUCAUUUUCCCAGCUAUCCCUCUCUCGAUAUAUCUUGCCACCGUUCGCCGACCACCCGCCAGCGCAGCGUAACCUGCUGCCGUCGUCUUGGACGUCCGCCCGGUCCCCCACGCGCCGUGCGAAGGAUCGUUGCCGAAAAGUAGCAAAAGAAGAGGUCUCUUGUGAGGAAUUUGAUCCAAGACGUUUUCACCUUUGGGUCAUCUCAACUCCUUAAGGUUGUAAAGGACAAAAGCACUAUAGUUAAAGGAAAGUUGGAAAUUCUCAAUGAGCUUAGUAAAAGUGAGAACAUGUUCAACGUUCCCAUUAAUAUGAGGUCAUCUUAUGGACAACUGUGAGGGGGCUCGAUUAAAUAUAGAGAACUUGACUUUUGAGAAUCCAAUGCCACCUGAGGUUCUUGAUUGGGUAAGGGUGGAAUCCAUAAGCAGCUUACCAGGCACCUUGGCAGAUGGUGUAGAUAACUUUGGUUCUGCUGGUGUGGCUGUAACUAAGGUUAAAAAUGAGAUGUUUGAUGACUUUGAUGAAGAUCUUGAUCAUGUUUUAUUGAUAGAGCGACUAAGGAUGCUGCUAUCAAGGUUCCACAUUUUCUUGGCGGGCAUUGGGUUUGACAAAUCGACAUGGGGAGCUGGUCAAUAGAAUUUUUGAAGACAUCUUGCACACUGGGGGAUUUUAUGGAGAAUGGAGGACCUAAAAAUUCAAAGUCUCCAUAAUGGUGGUUUUGGUGUGCGUUCGGGAGAACUACAAUGCUUCUUGAAGAAGAGAGAGAAAUCCAUGUUUGCUAGUGAAGAAAGGAUGGAAAUUGAAAAUGUGUUGCAUUCUAGAACUGGAAGUCAUGCUCCUUGUCCUUGCAUUCCUUCAGAAGUUUGUUCACCUUGUCUAACUCUUACGGGAUCAUAUUGCUCAGGCAAUCGUUGUGUGAACAAGUCAACUGAAUCAUGCGAUGAUAUGGAACUGAAAGAAGAUAAGAUCUGCUCAACAGAGAAGGUUGCUACAGAAUUAGGUUCACGGCCUUUGACUGAUCAUGUUCCUAAAGCAAAUUUAUUGAGUUACACGAAAGUGAAGGAUGAACCCUAUGAUCAUGUGGAUGACAGCAACAUAUAUGGUAAGGAUAUGAAUAAUGUCUUCAGCGACACUGUGUCAAUAAAGAGUGAAGCAACCAUUCCCGAUGAACAUUAUGAAAACAAGGUAGACAAUAUGCGAUUGCAAGAUCGAAUGAAGUUUUUCUCUUCACAGAAGGAUUUUGGUUUUACACCUAUGAAUUAUGAGCAUCCAAAACCUUCUGACCCUGGAUGCAGCAUUCUUGUUUCAGAACCUGCUAGUUUAAUGAACAUUAAACGAAGACGCAAACGGAAAAAAACUGUCACGAAUUCAGUUGAAACAGCACUGGAGGAAGAUGCUCCUGGCCUUCUCCAGAUACUAGUUGACAAAGGUGUACUAGUUGAUGAAAUCAAGCUUUAUGGGGAGACAGAAAGUGAUGAAGAUCUAGAUGAGUCUUUUAGCGAAGACAGCUUUAGUGAGCUUGACGAUGUGAUAUCGAGGCUUUUUUCUCAACGCCAUUCCUUUAUGAAGUUUCCUUCUAUAAGAUGCAUGAAAAGUUCAAGAGUAAGCUAUUGUUUAGCUUGUCUAGUUUCACUUAUCGAGCAGACAAGAUAUCUUCAGUUCCGAAACUGGCCCGUCGAAUGGGGGUGGUGCCGGGAUCUCCAGUCUUUUAUAUUUGUAUUUGAGAGACAUAAAAGAAUAGUGAUGGAACGUCCUGAGUAUGGCUAUGCAACAUAUUUUUUUGAGCUUGUGGAUUCGUUACCCAUCAAUUGGCAGAUAAAGCGGUUGGUGAUUUCCAUGAAGCUUACGAGUUGCAGCAGAAUUUCAUUACUUGAGAACACACCAUUAUUGGUUGGGGAAGAUUUGACUGAAGGCGAGGCAGGGGUUUUAUCGAGCUAUGGGUGGAUGCCGAAUAGUGGCUUGGGUACAAUGCUGAACUACCGUGGCAGAGUUGUUCAUGACCGGAAUAAUGAGGACAUCUCCGAAUGGAAAUCAAAAAUAGGGAAGCUAUUGAUGGAUGGUUAUAAUGGCGGAGCUCUUUUGCUAGAAAAUACUUCAAUAAAGGUUGCAGAAUACAGCAGUUCCCAAACCACACAAGUUAAGUUGGAACUCUGAUUGCCAUUAUUAGUUUCUCAAUACUUUUACCGUUUCCUUACAAUUUGUAUAGACAAUCCAUUGCCAUUUAAGUUUUGAAUAAUUUCUAUCUGUCCAAGCUUGUUCAUUAGAAUUAUAUAUAUAUUUUUUUGUAUACAUAAAACGUUUGUAUUCAAAUCAAACGUUUUUAAUUGUCUUGAGCUUGUAUUAUGAAAUUUUUGUUCA
Cucumis sativus (cucumber) is the source of this 2426-nucleotide messenger RNA. RefSeq lists its product as uncharacterized. The record is from RefSeq and is a predicted model, not a curated record. The transcript has 12 exons. The coding region runs from base 747 to 2222 and encodes 491 amino acids. NCBI's taxonomy places the organism in Eukaryota, Viridiplantae, Streptophyta, Magnoliopsida, Cucurbitales, Cucurbitaceae.